This is a messenger RNA of Puccinia triticina, 564 nucleotides long. RefSeq lists its product as uncharacterized. NCBI's taxonomy places the organism in Eukaryota, Fungi, Basidiomycota, Pucciniomycetes, Pucciniales, Pucciniaceae. The record is from RefSeq and is a predicted model, not a curated record. The coding region runs from base 1 to 564 and encodes 187 amino acids. The transcript is spliced from 4 exons.
AUGAUUAGCCUGGUCUCCCUGCGUCCGCCGUGUUCGAUCUCCCGCUGCAAGAGGUUCUAUGCCGCACCCCCGGCACGUCCGGCCGGGACCCGAAAGGCCGCCUCGCCUCGGCCGCUGAUAGGCCGCUAUACCGACAGUUUUCCCCUCGAACUCGCCCGCGUCCAGUCCGGAAGGACCGUCAACCUACGCGACUACGAAUCCCAGGUCAAGCUCAAACGGCUCUCCUUCGACCUCAAGACUCACGAUGGCAAAGUCCUGCCGGCUCUGGGUCCUAAUUUCCUCGGCCCGAAUGGCUGCUCAUUGAGGGAACCUUUCUCGCCCACCUUCCAAGAAGUGGUCCGGAACUUCCGAGGGACGAACAUUGUGGUUUAUGUGAUCCCCGAGGGAACGCCGGUACCCAAAACGUUGACUCUCUUGCACGAGCACAGCGACCAUUUCUCUUUACAAUGUGCUGAGCCCAUGUCUCUUCCAGAACUGAAUAAAGAAAUCACCGAUUUUCUGGUCAAAUCCGCGAGGGCCAUAACAAAGGAAGAGUUUGGCGAGGAAUACCCAUACGAGAUAUAA